Cuculus canorus (common cuckoo) is the source of this 2433-nucleotide messenger RNA. Its product is annotated as cadherin-related family member 5-like. Gene Ontology annotation, cellular component: membrane; adherens junction; catenin complex. NCBI's taxonomy places the organism in Eukaryota, Metazoa, Chordata, Aves, Cuculiformes, Cuculidae. Gene Ontology annotation, biological process: cell morphogenesis; cell-cell junction assembly; calcium-dependent cell-cell adhesion. Bases 1 to 2433 code for a protein of 810 amino acids. The transcript has 22 exons. Gene Ontology annotation, molecular function: calcium ion binding; cadherin binding. The record is from RefSeq and is a predicted model, not a curated record.
AUGAAAGAAAACACAGAUGGCCAAAACAAACGACAUAAACGGGCUUUGCUUUUAGACCCCAACUCUCGUCUCCGAGGCCUCACCGUCACCCCCGUGCCCUACACGGCAGUCCCUCCAUACUCCCCGUUGCCCCAGCUCCCCCGCGGCUGCCCGCAGUACCUGCCGAGGCCCAGACGAGCCCCGGUUGCCUCCGGUCCCCUCGGCCGCGCCGCGCGCUCAGCGGCGGCGCACCCGCGCAACGUCAUCCGGGCGCGCGGCGCGCGAGAGGCGGGGCGAGGCUCCGAGACCUGCGGGGGCGUGGCCUACGGCAGCGGACGGCAGAGGGCGGUGCUGUCCCCGUGGUCACUGUAUGGUCACUAUGGUCACUCUGGUCACUCUCUGGUCCCUGUGGUCACUCUCUGGUCCCCGCAGGCAGAGGGCGAUGUUGUCCCCGUGGUCACCGUAUGGUCACUGCAGAGGGCGGUGCUGUCCCCGCUGUCACCUCGUGGUCAGCGCAGGAGCCUCUCCCCCCUCUUCCCCCCCCCCCCGGCUCAGCCGCCCCCGCGGAUCCGCCCCCCCCUCCGGGCUGGGCUGGGGCAGCGGCGCGGCGGCAGCGCAGGCUGCCACCGCGGCCCCGUCCCCGUCACCGUCCCCAUGGCGGCUCCGUGGUGGCCGGCCCUGCUGGCCGCGUGCCUGGCCCUGCGGCUGGGAGCAGCAGCCCAGGGUGACGGGUGCAGCGGCUUCGGGAACCUCUUCACGGAGAUCGUGGAGAACAGCGCCCAUGGGAGCCUGGUGGCCCGGCUGCCGUCGGGGGGGGACGCGGGCAGCGCCGGCCUCCACCUCUGCCUGGUGGGCGCCGACGCCGCUUGGUUCUACCUGGAUGGACGCAGCGUGCGGCUCAACGUCUCAGCUGGGCGCCCGCUGGACCGCGAGGAACUGGAGUCUCCGGUGCUGAUGGUGGCCCUGACGUGCGCCGAGGACGGCUUCUCCCCGGUGGAGUACCGCAUCAUCGUCCAAGUCCUCAACGAGAACGACAACCGUCCCCACUUCCAGGGGGCCUCCGACGUCACCCACAACAUCAGCGAGCUGGCGGCCGUGCACUCGGUGGUGUUCAGCGCGCAGGCGGAGGACGCGGACGGGGACACGCUGAUGUACGUCAUCGACACGGCCUCGCCCGACGCCCGCUUCUUCCGCAUCGACCUCCCCAACAGCGGGAAGGUGGUGCUGGCGCGCGCCCUCGACUUCGAGAGCCGACAGCACCUGGAGGUGGUGGUCACCGCCGUGGAGAUGAACACCAAGGAGCGGUUCAACGCCUCGGCGCGCGUGCGGGUCAACGUGCUGGACGGGGAUGAUCAGUACCCGCAGUUCCUGCCGUGCACGCCGCGCGCCCACCGCGGCCUCACCAUCUGCACCAGCCCCGUCUACACGGCCAACGUCACCGAGGGGCAGCUCGAGGGGGGACCCCUGCGCUUCAGCCCCGGAUCCGUCUACGCCGAGGAUGGGGACAGGGGCUUGAGGGCCACCAUCACCUACUCCCUGCUGGCAGGGCACGAGAGCAGUCGGUUCCACAUCGACAACCGGACCGGGGCCAUCACUCUGCUGCGGGCGGUGGAGAGCAGGGGCCGAACCCCCACCAUCAGCCUCAGCGUCAUGGCGUCGCAGCUGAACGAUCCGUCCAAGUUCGCGGUGACACAGGCGCUGGUGCGGGUGUUGGCCCCCAACCGCCACCCCCCGCGCUUCCCCCUGGCGCGGUACAGAGCCUUCGUCCCCGCCGGCGCCCGCGAGGCCGCGCUCCUCCUCACCUUCGGCGGCCGCGUCCUCGCCCUGCGCGCCCGCGACAACGACUUCCCCGAGGCCCUGAACCCCCAGGUGCGGUACAGCCUCCCCCCCGCGCAGCGACAGCUCUUCCAGGUGAUGCCCAACGGGCUCCUCGUCGCCCGCGCCGAUCGCCUCCAGCCCGGGCAGCGCCACCGCCUCCAGGUGCUGGCGCGGGACGAGGAGUCGGGGGAGACGGCGAAUGCCACAGUGGAGCUGGAGGUGCUGCGGCCCGGGCAGGCGGCGCCGCAGGAGCCGUCGGAGGGGGGGUCGGCGCUGGGGCUGGGGGCGCUGGGGGCACUGGGAGCACUGGGAGCACUGGGAGCACUGGGAGCCGCCGUCCUGGGCCUCAUCCUGCGCGCGCGGAGCCGUCGGCAGCGGCAGCGCCAAGCGGGGGGCACAGCCGCGCUGCCCAACGAGAAGCACCCCAACGUGAGCCUGAGGUGGUUCCAGCCGGUCCCGGCCGGCAAAGCCCCCCCGAACCCCCCCACCCUCUUUUACCCCAACGAGGGCUUCAUCGAGGGGGGGGAGGCGCCCCCCACUCAGCCCCCCCCUCCUCCUCCGCCCCCCCCCUUUGCCCUCCCGGUGCCCCCCCCCGCCCCCCCCGUUGAUCCCCCCCGAAAUAGCCGCUCCCGUUAA